AGGCAAUGUGCUUUCAAGAAACAAUGGGCCUUCUUCCUAUUCUGGGACCCGGUGCGCCUAUUGUCAUUUGCACAUCACCUGCUAUCCCAUCUUUUGGUCCUUCAUCCCAACUCCGGUCCCAGGUCUCAACUUAUUCACUGAUCCACCAGCCUCCGGGAGUCCGGGCCAGUCAAGUCACUAGCCUGCCUGGGUCCGUCUUAUUCUCCCGUCCGUCGUCUUAUUGACGCACUUUCUUUCUAUUGUUCACUCACCUCCUCACCUGUUCGUUUCCCAUUCUUCACCUAUUCAUAUCUCCAGUAUGCAGUCAUAGUGGGCAAGCCUUUCUGAUUUGGAUACCCUCUUGUUUCCUUUGACUCACUUCUCUUGUUCCUUUCUCUUGCUCAUUUGCAUGUCCUUUUUUCCUUUUUCCCGGUCUUCGGCUCAGUAAUUCUUUCUCGAGAGUGUUCAUCCAGCUGGUCUAGACGAGUGAACAGCAGUUUUCUGUCUUUUUUUUUCUCCUAGCAGACAUACACCACGCGCUCUCACGGCAUUCGCUUGACUUUUCACUUUUCGACUUUUGCACGAUUAGUAGACAACUACACGAUAUACUACACCAUCUUGCUGGUUCAAGAAUAAGAACGAUAUAUCAAAAUUAUGGUUUACAACGAAAAGAAUGGAGGUGGCAUCCCUCCAGUCCCACUCUCUCUUAAUACGGCAACCCCAUGGCAGAAUGUCAACCUCCACAAUGACCAACAGACCGAGCCCCAGCUAAAAUCGCACCCCGAUACCGAUCCCCGAAUCACUCCCUAUCUCGGCUUGCGAGCGAGGCUAUCACAGCUAUGGUUCAACCGGUGGACGAUUCUGUUGAUUUUGGUCCUGAUCCGCGUCAUCAUCCUCACAGCAAACCUCAAGGAAAACCUCGGCGAUGCCAAGGCCAAGGCCCUCUCAGCAUGUACAAAGGUCGAAGACGUCGGUAGCGCCAUGGCGUCCAUGCCUUAUUACAUGUCCAAGGGCGUCAACGUCAUGGCCGCCGGCAGCAUGCAAAAGGCGGUGGAAGCAAUGGCAUCAGUCCUCAAGAUGAUCCUCACGGGCGUCCAGGCCAUCAUCAUGUUUGUCAUCAACAUGUACAUUGGCACCUUUGCCUGUCUGGUGGCAGCCUUCAUCCACGGCGGUCUGCACGUGGCGACUGCGGUAGUCGAGGGCGCAACCAAGGUGAUGAACGACGCCAUUUCGUCCAUCACCAAGGGUAUCACGGACGACAUGAAGAGCUUCCAGAGUGCCAUCGACAAGGCAAGGGAUUUCAUCAACAGCGGCAUCGGUCUCAUCAGCAAGGACAUCCAACUUCCAACUAUCAACAUUGACAGCCACAUCAGGGACCUCCAGGGGAUCAAGAUCAAUGCUAACGGCGUCGUCAAUGGCCUGGAUGUCCUCGACCAAAAGAUCCCGACGUUUGACGAAGCCAAAAACCUGACCGAGUCAGCCCUCGCCAUCCCCUUCAACCUCGUCAAGGGCAAGAUCGAUACCGCCUUUUCCGAGUUCACGAUUGAGCCCACCAUCUUCCCCACUGCGGAGAAGCAAGCCUUGUCCUUCUGCUCCAACAACUCCUUCCUCAACGACUUUUUCGAGUCCCUGAUCACCCUCGUUUACAAGGCCAAGAUUGCCUUUCUGGUCGUCAUCAUCAUUCUCGCCCUGCUCGCCAUUUUCGUCAUGGGCUACAUUGAAUAUCGCGGCUUCAAGCGCGAAAGAGAGCGGGCUGCCAGAAUGGACGCCAACGCCUUCAACUCCCAGGACGCCAUCUACAUCGCCUCGCGCCGCUGGACUGCCGACGGCGGCAUGAGACUCGCCAAAUGGUGGACCAAGGAUACAGACAGCAAGAACUAUCUCUUGAUCCGAUGGGCCUUUGCGUAUGCCACCUCCCUGCCUGCCCUCUUCGUGCUUUCCCUCGCCGUUGCCGGUAUGUUGUCCUGCCUCUUCCAGUGGGUGCUCCUCCGGCAGAUCGAGAAGAAAGCGCCCGAGCUUGCAGCGCAAGUGGGCGAUUUCGCCGGUGACGUGGUCGGGACUCUGAAGCAAGUGAGCAACAACUGGGCCAACAGUUCCAAUGCGGUCGUCGCCAAUAUGGAAUCGGACAUCAACAGCGAUCUCUUUGGCUGGGUGCGCGAGGCCACAGAAUCCGUCAACAACACCCUCACCGUCCUCGACGACCAGAUUGACCACGCUCUGGUGGCCGUCUUCAACGGCACCGUCCUGCUCGACACAGCCCGCGACGUUGUCGGUUGCCUCAUCGGCCGCAAGAUCGACGCCGUCCAGGACGGCCUAACGUGGGUGCACGACCAUGCCAAGGUCACCCUCCCGCGGUUCGACGACGACAUCUUUUCCGCCGGCGCGGCGCAGAGCAUGGGUAGUGACGGCGACCUCUCGAGCUUCUUGGCCAAGCCCGGCGCAGUGACAACCGACGAGAUCAACGAGGCCGUAGGGAAAGUAAUCAGGUCGCUGCGCAACGGUGUCAUCCAAGAAGCUCUGAUCACGCUCGGUCUGUUUUUAACAUACGUCAUCGUCGUCCUCAUCGGCGUCAUGGGCGCAUUGAUAGGAUGGGCCACACCAGGCAAAACUCGCGGGGAGGGCGGACAGCAAUUCGGUGGUCGCCCCCCUUCCUUCCAUAACCAUAAUGGCUUCGACCCUGCGCUAGCGCCUAGUAAUGCCAUGGUCGGUAAUCCUGCUAGUCCUCAUUAUCAGAAUGAGAAGUUUGGAGGUGGAGGAGGCAUGCACGACGUGGCGUCCCCUGCUUAUGAGGAGGUGGUGUAUGCCGGCCGCGUGCCUGUCGGAAAUACGAGGGAGCUGAUUACGAGGUAUCCGAGCCAUCAGAGGACGAGCAGUUAUCCGACUGUGGAGAGCCCAGACCCGAUGCCGCAUGGGGAUGAGAAGGUGCCGGGGUAUUUUACGCCUAUUUAGCCCGGGGUAAGAGGAGGAAUUGAAGUGAACUGAACUGAACUAGCUGUGUCGGGCUGGUUGUGGAGUUUGUACGUGGGAAAGAAGCUUUCCUUUGUUUCGCACGUGGUUGAGCAAAUCGCAAUGCAUUUUCGGCUUGGCUUGGAGUUUUGAGGACAAGGGUCUUGGGUAUGUUUAACAAGGGAUGGGAAGAUUUGCAUGCUGCGGGGGUUUUUCUUUUCAAGUCAAUCAUUUACUGCGGACCAUUUCGUACCAAAAAAAAGUCUGGAAUUCUGGAUAUUUGCUGAAAGGAAGGACGAAGGGAAGGAGGUAGAGCAAACAAAGUCCCAUCUGGUUAAUGGCAAGCAAGCAAGCAAAGUUGGAUAGGACCUUACUUAUGGAUUUCAUGGACUUGAUGUUGAAUAGGCAUGGGUUUGUCGACGGGAUGAGAUGAUUGUUAUUACUGUAGAAUAAUGACGGCCGCUAGGCCAUGAAUCCGAACUUGAACCUGAACCUGA
Messenger RNA from Neurospora crassa OR74A, 3422 nucleotides. RefSeq names its product plasma membrane fusion protein prm-1 (gene Prm1). The transcript has a single exon. Lineage: Eukaryota; Fungi; Ascomycota; Sordariomycetes; Sordariales; Sordariaceae. The record is from RefSeq and is a predicted model, not a curated record. Gene Ontology annotation, cellular component: mating projection tip. The coding region runs from base 634 to 2928 and encodes 764 amino acids.